Molecule: messenger RNA, 2752 nt
Organism: Abrus precatorius (Indian licorice)
Lineage: Eukaryota; Viridiplantae; Streptophyta; Magnoliopsida; Fabales; Fabaceae
Product: PRA1 family protein D
Exons: 1
Coding region: 88-627 (179 amino acids)
Biological process (GO): vesicle-mediated transport
Cellular component (GO): Golgi apparatus; endoplasmic reticulum
Source: RefSeq, a predicted model, not a curated record
ACGAGGAAGGCGUGAGCUGGGAAUGGUAAUUGGUUUGGUCUCCAUUCUUCCAAUUCACCGAUUGAAUUGACGUUGGAGAAACAGAGAAUGUCGUCCUCCGCCGAAUUCCUUUCGAAUUUGAAGGAAGCAGGGCAGACGGUGAUCUCCACGCGCCGUCCCUGGGGCCAGUUCCUUGACCUCUCCGCCCUCUCUCUCCCAUCCUCCCUCUCCGAAGUCUCCACGCGCCUCUCCCACAACCUGACCUACUUCCUCUUCAACUACGCGCUCCUCCUCCUCCUCCUCUUCCUCCUCAGUCUCCUCUCCCACCUCCUCGCCCUCCUUCUCUUCCUCAUCCUCUUCGCCGCCUGGUACUUCCUCUACUUCUCCCGCGACAGCGACCCUCUCACCCUCUUCAACUUUGUCACUCUCGACGACCGCAUCCUCGUCCUCGUACUCGCUGUGCUGUCCGCUGUUGUUCUGUUUACCACGGGCGUCUGGGUCAACCUCUUUGUCUCGCUGGCCGUUGGGGCUGUGGUGGUUUUCUUGCACGGCGCGUUGAGGAGCACCGAUGAUCUUGUUGGUGACGAUCAGGAAUCCCCCUAUGGCCCUAUGCUCACUGACCCUGCCGGUGCUUACACUCGCGUUUGACUUUCCUCUUUUCUUUUCUUUCCAUUCUUUAACUGUCAUGUAGAUUUCACUGACACUCAAUUUUAUUCAUAUAUGCUUUUCUCAUUCCCAUGUUUCUUCUGUUUUUCAAUCCAUAUCAUACUGAACAUCAAACCUUUAGGGCUGUAUGUGCCAAAAUUUAAUAGAAUUCAUCUUCAACAACGACAUUAGGACAUAGCCAAAAUUGAUUUUUGAAUGUUGUUAUUGGAUGAUCUUGUGUUUGUCUCUCUCGUUGUGUUAAGAGUGCUGCUUUUUAGUAUCGGUUUUACAAUUGACAAGUUUCACUGGUUUAAGAAUGGUAUAUUGACAUGGAGAGAUGUUCUAAUUUAUUUUCUAUUUGACCUGGAGAAAGUGUUAUCAUGAAUAUGAACAAUGUCUUCUUAUGUGAAGCACAAUGAUGCUCCAAACUCAUGUGGAUUGUGAUUGUGAUGGUUCGUGUUCGUAUGUAAGUCAAUUUGAGUCCUGUGUAAUUGGAUGUUAUUAGUGAUUGUUGAUCGCCUACAAUAAUCAAAGACAUCUCUUCCCUUUGCACAAAUAUAUAUUACCGUUUCUAACUAUAGCUUUCAACUGAGAACUGUUCAAAUAAUCACAAAGCAUUUAUAGAUUUGUUCCAAAUGGGCUAUGCUUUAAAUUGGUAUAGCUGUUGAUUGAAAUACAUAUUCCCCUACGCAUAUGUUUUCUUGUGUGCCAUUUGCCGACAGUUUUAUGCCCUUCUUAGCAUGAGCUGAUCAUUGUAGUUAGUUAUUGCAUUGACAUCGGAAACUUGUUUCUUUCUUGACCAUAAUUAAUUCUUGGUAUAACCAUGUCCUUACAAGAGUUGUCCCUGUGAAAUUCUUGUUCACAAAAUGAAUUCUUCAACGCGUGAUUUCUUGCCAGUUAUAUUGUGCAUUCUGAUGUGAACGCCCUGCCACCCAAUUGCUACUUGGCAGGCUUGAUAUUAAAUUGAAUGUUUUUUCGAGUUUCUCCCUUUUCAUAAAGUAUUUCACUUUUCCUAUUUCUACUAAUUCUCCAAGAUGCAUCUCAGGAUCUGCGUAUUUUGCAUGAGAAAAAGAGUUUGUUCGUCCAAUUUUUCUUUCUGAUCUUCGGCAGCCAUAUAGUCUUAUUUGAAUUAGUCCGGCGCUUGAUUUCUUUGAUAUUUUGCAUGCAAGUUGUCUCUAUGUAUUGGCCUUUAAACAGUGUCACCAGUUUAUCUUUGACUCUGCAAAUUUUGCAAUCAGUCAAUGCGAUCAUUCAACAAAUAGUUCCAUGUUUGGAAUUGAAGAUAAACCUUAUUUUGUUCUGUCUCUCUAAACAACAGACUGAAUGAAAAUAAUGUUUACAAUGGUUAUCCGAAAUAAAUGAGACGCUAAUCGAUAGACCGGCGUACUACUCUGGACGGCUCUGGUGCCUGAACUAUGGUCUUCAGUGGUUAAAUAGGAAGUUAAAAAGAUAACAAUUUUGGUCAUAGGAUUUUUAUACCUUUUCAAAUCCCUUUUUGAGAAUUUUAAUUGUAGUCCCAAAUGUCGUUUUAAUUUCAUCACUCUUUGGCACUUUUAAUGUGUUGUGAAAAAAAAUAUUUGACAAGUUGAAUGAACGCAAAGUCAUUUAUGAAACUUCAAAGAUAUAGUUGCAUUUGUGAAAAUAUUACAUUUCGUUUCGCUCUGUAGUUAUCUUAAACUCUCUUUUCCCUUGCCAACAAGCUUUAGGUUACUUGAAAUAUCACCAGUUUGGGUUAGUCAUCCAUGAAGGAGCAACAAAGUAUAACCUUAGAUGUGUGGCUAAACUAUGUUGGGUAUUGUGAAAAAGGGCAACACAAUUUUCCAGCGUGUAUUGUUCUUCCGGUAAAAAUAACGCAUUAUCUCCUCCGUUGGCUGAACAAAAAGAAUUCUUCAUUCUUCCAAAUACACACAGCUAGCAGAGUUCAAGUUAACACUGAACUAUCCUCAGCCUACUCUGGUUAGUUAAUAGAGCGAAUCAUUUCUUUAUUUCUUUUUUCCUAACUUUAUUUUGUCUUUGCCUGAAAGAUUAACCUAAAACUUAUACAAUGUAAUUGAUAUAACAGCAAUUCGAGUUGUAACAACAUAAUCUCAAACUAGCAAAGAGACUUUGAAGAAAUUUUAACUCGUGA